Molecule: messenger RNA, 8948 nt
Organism: Musca domestica (house fly)
Lineage: Eukaryota; Metazoa; Arthropoda; Insecta; Diptera; Muscidae
Gene: sns
Product: nephrin
Exons: 22
Coding region: 2334-7088 (1584 amino acids)
Biological process (GO): cell-cell adhesion
Cellular component (GO): cell-cell junction
Molecular function (GO): cell adhesion molecule binding
Source: RefSeq, a predicted model, not a curated record
UGUUGGCGUUCUUGUCGUGCUCACAAAGAGAGCCAACCAACCAUUCAAGUGUGGUGUUUAGCUGUUGCGCUGCAGUUAUGAGUAUGCCUAUGCGGAAAUUGCCGUUAGUUCGGUUUUAGCUCUGAAUCGGUAUUGACGGUUAUUUCUACUGAGCCACGCGCGUUUUGUUUCGUUUUGCUUUCAACAUCCAAGAAGUGGAAAAACAAAAACACCAAACAUCACAAGUUCUACUAUCGGAAUAUUUCGACUAUCACACGUACGUCACCACCACCACGAACCAGCACAUCCCAACCGAUUUCCUCUCCUCGCCAGCUCCGGGGAAUCGCAGGGAAAACAAGGCGAAAAGAAUGAAUGAAGAAUAGAAAAAAGAAAAAGUGCAAAAUAAUAAAUAUCUCGUGAAUUUGAUGAAAAUUUACUGUUACAGAGCAUCAUUCCGAGUGGAAAUUUGUGUCGUUUUGUGGAGGAAAUCGCUCCUCGAAUUUUAUAAAAGAAAUGGUCCCCGCUGACCAAAUAAAAAUAAGAUUAUAAUUUUUGUGAUAUUCUAGAUUUGUGUGCUGCGUUCUUUUCGUCUACGUCUUCGUACUCGCAAUCGUUCAAUGAGAAUAUUUUCGUUAAAAUCGUUGCGUAUGGUCGCGUUAUCCUGCGAAAUUUUUUGGUGAAAAGAAAACAGUGCAAAACGAACGAACGAAGAAAGAGAUAAAAAUACAUAACGGAGAAAAAAAAAUAAUUCGAAAACAAGUGGAAAUAAUGAUAAAUUUACAAACACAAUGAUAAUUAGAGUGAUGAUAAUUUAAUAACAAAACAAGAACGGAAUUUCUUAAAUCUAUCUAACAACCCGGUACGAACAACAAAAACAAGAACACAACAACAGUAACAACAAACAAUAACAAAUUAACUUGGCCAACAAAAGUGAGCUGAUGAUGCUGUUUCUAAGGGCCAAAUUCUGGCACGUUUAUGAUUCUUAAUUAGCUACUGGAAUAGUUUCAGCUGAUGUAAGCAUUAAAUCACAAUAGAAGAAGCCAGUGCAAAGGAAGACAACCACGCACCCAGCCGAGGGUCGAUUUCACACACAAACAACAAGAACCCGUCAAGAACAAUCAACCUACGAGCCACCAUUCAUUCAUCCAUCCAUCGAGUAGGGCCAUAUGCUUGCCGCAUGCUGCUACCGCAAUUUCUGUGAAUAAAUGAAUGGAUGCCGACCUCCCCCCACACUCAAACAAAGACACACGCACACAUACAUGCGAGUAAGGAGUUGUCGAUGCUUACAUUCUUUUUGAUGGGUUUUGGAUUUACCCGUUGCCAGGGAUAGCAAGCCAGGCCAGCUUAGCAUCAUAUUGAAAUGCCUAUAAAGAGGCGUUUUUUAUGACCGUAAAUAAUAAAAAUAACAACAGCUACUCCAGAAACAAACUCACACACACACACAGACAAACAUACAAACCGGGACUGAGAAAAGUAACAAAUAAACCGAAAUACCAGAAACCAACAAAAUUUUCAUCUGUCGGUCGGUCGGUCGGACUUCCGGUCAAUUGCCAUAGAGAGCCUGUGUUGUGUUGUUGAUGGUGUAAAAAUAUUUUUGUUAGCUGCCCUUUGGCUUCGUUGUGACUGACUGAAUGAAUGAAUGAGUGCUGUGACUCAACCAAACAACCAACCAACGCCAAGUAUCGUUCGAAAAUUGUAAUGCAAAUCCUAAAAAUAAAACAAAAAGGAAUUCUUAAUAAAAUGUCAGAAAUGCCAACAGCAUCGACAUUUCAAUUUUAAAUGUGGAUAUCCUUUCCUCUGGCCAACAUAAACAACAUCUCCAUCAGGACUGACGACUGCGACAACACGCACCAUUCAACCCAGCUACCCGCUCAAAAGGAAUACCAGAACAAAGUUCGUUAUUACCACCAUUGCAGAGAAGGAUUACAAAUAACCGAAAACGGAAUUGAAAACAAAUUCUUUCGUUUUCGCCCGUUUUUAUUUCUCUGCCCAUCAUCGGAGGGCGUGCGUGCGUGCGUGUGCCUGAGCGUCGCAAGCAGAAUGAUGGACUGCUGGUCAUCAUUGCAAGCCAUUCUCAAAUGUCGCUCUUAGCGUUCAUACCAAAAAGCGUGCAACAAAAAACCAAAGCAACCAACCAAUCAAACAAAUUAAUAAAAACCAAACGAAAAAACCAAAAGCCCCAGCUACUAACCAAAAGCUAAGCUUCUGUAUGUCUUACUCUGCCAACUAAAGAACACUUCCUCUCACUGACUGUCUAUCUCUAAUUAUUUAAAUAAUAACAAUUACCCGUUGACAAGACUCAAGGAAACUCUCGAGCAUUAAAUUUCCACUAAACCUGCUGAGACUGCUAGCUGAUGUUGUCAAUAUCAGCCACCAUGGAGUCCCCAGAUCCUGGGCAAAUUUAUCCAUUUGCCUUAUCUGCCACAAAUAGAGCUGCAGAUGCGGUUGCAGCUGAUGCCCCAGCCCCCGGCAAUGCAUGUCAGCAUUGUCAUCGUUUCUAUCAACAUCAACCAGAAUAUCAGCACCGGCAACAACACUGCCACAGUCAUCAUAACAACAAACACCAGCCACAGCAGCUAUCAUCGUCCAAGCAACAUCAUUGCUCGCCUCGUCUUCGACAAUAUAAUCGUCAGCAUCAGCCUCAGCAUCAUCGUCAGCUGCAGCAACAUUGGAUUAAAAAUCUUCAUUUUGUCUGCUCCGUGAUAUGCCUUGUGGUUGCCAUACAUUUGCCCGCGUUUUGUCAUGCCCAACAGCAAAAAUUCCGUGUAACACCUCACGACCUACAAGUGCUUGAAGGAGCGGAAGCUAUGUUGCGCUGUGAAGUCUCCAAUUUAGCCGGUGCUGUUCAAUGGACUAAAGACGGAUUUGCUCUGGGGUUUUCGGCGGUAAUACCGGGAUUCCCACGCUACUCGGUGCUGGGCGACCGUAAACAGGGUGUCUACAAUCUGAGAAUAUCGAAUGCCUCAACCUCAGAUGAUGCCGAAUACCAGUGCCAAGUUGGCCCAGCACGCUUGAAUUCAGCGAUACGAGCGAAUGCUAAGCUCAUUGUCAUCUCCCCACCAUCGUCAAUUGAAAUACAGGGAUACGAGAAUAAUGCCAAAGUGGAGGUACGAGAGAAUCAGGACCUGACAUUGAAAUGUGUGGUUUCAAAUGCCAAACCAGCAGCACAAAUCGUUUGGUACCGCGGCAAUGUAGAGUACAAACCAGAAAAUCGCAACGAUAAAGUCGAGGAAACUUCACCGAAACGAUUUACCACCACUUCCAGCCUGAAAUUGAAACCUACCGCUGAUGAUGAUUACACGGAGUAUACAUGCCAGGCAAAGCAUAAGGCCUUGGCACCAGAUAUGCCAAUGCGAGCCACCGUACAACUGUCCGUUCUGUAUCCUCCCGGCCCACCAUACAUUGAAGGUUACACUCAAGGAGAAACAUUAAGACGGGGUCAGCUGGUAGAACUGAUUUGUCGCAGUCGAGGAGGCAAUCCCGCAGCCCAAUUGAUUUGGUACAAAAAUGGUCUGCAAACAAAAAUGGCAUAUAAAACGAUAGGACGAAUGUCGGAAAAUGUCUACAAAUUUACAGCCGAAGCUAGUGACAACAAGGCUCGAUUUAGGUGCGAAGCGAUUAAUGUUAUGUCGCCGGCACCACUUAAAGCUGAAGUUGAACUGACUGUUUUGUUUGCUCCAACACAUGUCGCCAUAUCGGGCAGCAGCGAAGCACGAGUGGGCGAUGUAGUGCCGCUUACGUGUACCACAGCUCCAUCAAAUCCACCGGCUGAAAUUAAGUGGACGGUUGGAGGGCGUCAGAUACGUAAUGCAACGUCACGUACUGUGGUCAGUCCCGAAGGUGGAUGGAUUACCAUUUCGAAUAUAACGGCAGUCAUUGAGCCCAACAAACGUUCGUUGGUUGUCAUCUGUCAUGGUCUAAAUAUGCAGCUCACCGAGAAUGUUGUAUCCACACACACAGUAAAUGUUCUAUAUCCACCAUCGCCACCCAUUAUAUCUGGUUAUAUGGAAGGUCAAAUUAUUCCAGCUGGUUCGGUACAAAAACUUUUAUGUGUUUCAUCUGGCGGUAAUCCAUUGGCCACCCUAACAUGGUACAAAAAUGACAAAAGGAUAAACUCCGUGAUACGCACUGCCGACAAGUCGGUCUCCGCCGAAAUUACAAUUCUGGCAAACGUAACGGAUAAUCAGGCUCAAUAUCGCUGCGAGGCAGCCAAUAGUGCCACGGAGAUACCUCUUUUCGAGUCGACCACACUGAGUGUGCACUUUGCUCCAGAAACAGUUAAGAUACGCAUCGAACCGGAAGAAUUGAAACCAGGCAUUGAGGCGACCAUUGUGUGCGAUUCCAGUUCAAGUAAUCCACCUGCAAAACUGUCGUGGUGGAGGGAUGGCAUUGCCAUCAAGGGUAUAAAUAACACAUCUAAACCCGGCCUGUGGGGUGGUACCGUCUCGACGUUGGAAUUCAAAGUAAACAUCACACAGGAAAUGAACGGCGUAGUGUACACAUGUCAAAGUGCCAACGAAGCUCUCCAGCGCAGUGUGCACGAGGCCAUUAGUCUGGAUGUGUUGUAUCGACCCAAAUUCGUGCCUCCGCCAUCCUCCACUGCCGUGGGCGUUGAGGGCGAAUCUCUGCUGGUUGCUCUGCAGGCAAAUGCCAAUCCGAUGUCAAUUACCUACACCUGGUCAAAGGAUGGGCAACCACUGCCCGCCAAUGGUAAUGGGGAGGCUCGUAUUUUCGCCGAAGGACCCAAACUGAACUUCACCAAAUUGCACCGCAACGAUGCCGGUGUUUAUGUUUGUGAGGCACGCAAUUCACAGGGCUCUGCGCGUAUCAAUGUCACAGUUGUGGUGGAAUAUGGGACCACCAUCAAAGGUGUUUCCGAGAAUGUCAUAGUCAAUCCCGGUGAAGAUGCAAUGCUGUCAUGUUCGGUGGAGGGCAAACCCCUGACCGAAGAUCACGUCAAAUGGGAGCGUUUGGGUUAUGACAUGACCAUAAAAACCUCGACCACCUUUGCAAACGGCACCUCGUAUCUGCACAUCAAAGAUGCUCAGCGCGAAGAUGUUGGCAAUUUCCGUUGCAUAGCCGAUAAUCGUGUUGCUAAUCCUACAAGUCGCGAUGUACUGCUGAUAGUCAAAUUUGCUCCGGAAAUAGACAAAUCUCCCACACUUAUGAGAGCCGCCAGUGGCACUGGAGAACGUGGCCGUUUGCCAUGUCGUGCGCAAUCCUCGCCAAAGCCAAAAUUCAUUUGGCGCCAAGAAGGAAAAGAUUUACCGGUAAACCGUUCCUACAAAUAUGAAGUUGAGGAGAAGAAAAUCGAUUCGCUGACAUAUGAGUCGAUUCUCAUCAUAGAGAAGGUGGCUCCCGCCGAUUAUGGAGCCUAUGAAUGUGUGGCCAAAAAUGAGUUGGGUCAGGACAUUGAGCCAGUACGACUGGAUAUAACUUCUCAGCCUGAUACACCAUUGAGUUUGAAUAUUCUUAAUGUGACACAUGAUUCGGUAACGGUGGCAUGGACACCAGGUUUUGAUGGUGGCCUAAAGGCAUCGUACAGAGUACGUUAUAGAGAGGCUAACCGGGAACAAUACAAGUACAUUGAUGGACUGCCCAAUAGUCAUAAGCUCACCAUAAAUGGACUUCGAACGAACACUUUGUAUCUGUUCUCGGUAAUGGCGUACAACGAUUUAGGCGAGAGCAAAUACUUGCCUGACCUACAAAAGGCCCAUACCAAAGAAGCACCGCCACCAUCGCAGCCAGCGUCAUCGUUGGGCGGCCCUCCCACAACCAGUGCCACACCGCUGGGUGGCACCUCCGGCCUGCUGUUGCUGGUCGGUGUAGCAUCUGGCAUAACAAUUGUGGCUCUGAACAUCCUCAUCAUAGGUUGUUGCCUGCACAAACGCAAUCAGAAGCGUCUCAAACGAGGUCUCGAAUUGCUACCAGCGGAAUUAACUGAAAAUUCAAAUGCGCCAAAUCUGGUUAUAAUUGGCAUUUCGUUGGCAGCUUUUGGCUUCCUUUUGGUAAAUGCCGCCUUAGUGGGCUGGUUUUUUGUUCAUCAAAGGCGCAAAAAAGCUGAAACAGCAAAUCAACCUGGAAAAACGGCAACAAUUGAAAUGUAUGCACCCAGCUCAUACAACGACACAGUUACCGGCGAAACCUUGUCAAGCGUUUCGGAGAAAAGCGAAUCGUAUUCUAAUGAUGGCAGUCAAGGCGAUUACAUUGAUGAGGCUCGUAAAAAAGCAGCUUCAACAUAUCUGGUAGACAAUUCCGAUCUGCCGCCGCCCCGUUAUCAGCAAGAUGGCACAAUGCCAGCUCUCUAUCCUAAUAACAUUGUUAAUGCACGAACAUUGCCACAUCCCCGCCACAAUAAUGGGGCCAACAUUAUGGAUCACCGAGCACGAGAUGAUCAGAUGCUAAUUAACAAGGCUGUUUAUAUUCCGUCCCCGUCGCCAGCACCGCCACCGGAUGGCUCCUACUACAACAUGAACAGUGACAGAUAUCUCUCGUACCCGCCAAUGGAUUAUGCCGCUCAAAUAGACUUCACCCAACCUAUGCCAAUGGCUCACUUGCAACCAGCAUCGCAGGCCUCUAUGAUAAGCGGUACAAUAUUGGCGGCAGCUCCAUCCAUGGGGAAUGGGGGAAGUGGCACAUUGAGGCGUGGCAUUUUGAAAGGAGUUUCACAUGUACCACCGCCAGAUGUCACCCAUCACACCACCUCCAACAUGGGCAGUGUACAUAUGAUGCACGACUUGCAUCCACUAAAUAUAUCAUCUACCUCGUCAACGAUGACCACCACAUCGAGUGUGGGCAAUGGAAGUUUGAUGUCAGUGCCCAGUUCUACGCCUAAGCAACCACAAAGCAUACUGAAAGACCCCAAUCGAAACAAGCAGCAGCAUCAGCUACAACAGCAAUCCUCGCUAAUAGGGCCGGGCAUGAUGGCUGUGGCCGCGCCACCCGGCAGUCUGCAAGUGCUGAACAUACCCAGUUCGGUUGGGAUUAGUAAUAACCUGUUAAUGACCGCCAGUGCGGCCUACGAUCCUGCAAAUCCACAUAGUCUGACAACGUUCAAUGCCGGUGGUGCCACAGUUGCAUUUACGGAUGCCGAUGGACAUCUUGUAUAGCUGUAGGAUGCCUCACAUGGGGCAAUGUUGACAGUUAUAACGGACAGAGCAACGACAACAACAACACCACCACCACCACUACCACAAACAACCCGCUACUAAAUACGAGACAUGAAUUUCUUUCUCUUCUUCUCCUUACCCCUUUGGAUAAGUAUAAGUCAAAACUAGGCUUAAGGACAUACAACAAUACUCUUAGUACAGCAGCAUCUAUUUAGUCACGCAUACACGUGCAACAAACACGAUGUUUGCGAAUACAGACAAACACACGUAGUGAGAAUAGUGUUUGUGACUGUUGCGAUAUUUAAUGACAAACACAAGCAAAACAGAUUCGAUAACACUUUCGUCAAUCCACUAAUUCAAACCGGAAGUGAGGUGAUGAGAUCUGAAUCACACACUUCUAAGGCAUGCUUGACAAUUUUCAUUUUUCAUUGGAAAAAACGUGAGGUUAUGGGUGCAAAGGAGACUUUGUUCAAAAAAAAUCUCUUCGAAGAACUUUACUUUCUUUCAAGUGAAAAGUGUCAUUGUGUAGCCUAGGAGCAAAGCCAAAAACGACAGAAAAAAAUAAAGAAGAAAAAAAACAUACACAGAACUGAAAUAACAACGAAUGACACCUCAGACACAAAAUUUAAAAUUAACAUUGGCCCAUUUUGUUAUGAUGUUCGAUUGCGAUGUAUUCAUUGGCCAUUCGGUCCUCUAUUUGUCCACAAAAAGAAUUAUUUGCUUCUUAUACAAAUUCAGACGAUCACAAUAUCUUGAAUGCAUGUGAGAGAAUUUUCAGAGUGAAAAUAAUAUCUGUAGGGUACCAGAAGUUUUAUUCAUAUCAAUUCUUCACCACCGGAUCAACUUCCAUCCUGCUAUAUUAGUUCUCACAUUGUUCCCUUUUUUAAAUAAAUAUUUUUGUCAAUCUUUCACGAAACUUUUUAUUCUCUUCACAUCGAAACAGGAGGGUCUAUUCCGGCCAAUAAAGGAGCUAACUGUAACUAUACUAUGACACAAAUAUCUCUACCGGACAGACUAUGUAUUUCUGCUCCAUUAUAUUUAUUAUUUAAAUAAUAUUAAUUUGCAUCUUUACUUAACUAUUGACCAAUUAUUAUUCUAGUCUUUGGAAGCGACAUUAGUAAAAUGUUUAAUGUAAUCAAUUUUGAGUUUUUAUUGAAAUCAAUAUAUAGGUAUAUGUAGAUUAACUUCAAGUAAUUUAUUAAAAACGUUAUUCAAUCAAUUCAAUUCGAUUUAGUAUUAAUUUCUUCCCUUGAAGGAGCAGGAUUUAAGAAAACACGAGAAUCUUGAUGUAGUCUUCCACAAUAAAAUUUGAAAUUUUUUUUAAUAAUAUUUUCUGAUUUUUUUUUUUUAAUUUUAAGUUCAGUUAUAUCUGAGUUACAAACAAACAAAAAAACAUAAACGAAUUAAUGAAAUGAUGAAGGUUGAUUGUUUAUAGCCACAAAAUAUUGGCAUUGCCUUUGGCCAACAAAUAAUUGCUAGAUUAGUAUCAAUUAAUAACUGAAUAGAACAAAGAUCGAUAAUCGAAUAAAAACAAAAGAAAAAGAAAACAAAACAAAACAGAAUAACAUAAAACAAAAACAAUACAAAGAAAAAGAAAAACAAAAAACACAAAACUAACCAACUUAAAAUAAGUAUAACCAAAGAAUAAUUCAGUAUAAGUUAUUUUGUCAAUGUGUUUCUGAAAUGCAAUGUAAAUUGUUAUAGGCUAUUUGUUUUUAAUGUUCUCUAUCUCAAUAGUGUAAAGAUAAAUAAGUUUUCAUAGAAACUUUAUAUGUAAGUAAUUAAUUAAGUUAUGUAAUUAUAAGUAUUAUGAAUUUUCGGUAUUUUGUCCAUUAAAAUUUUUUUCAAAAACUUUAUCAU